AUGACUGAUUCCCUGGUCCGAGCGCCCGAAACACCCACAGAUGAUGCUAUCGUCAGUUUGGGGUCGUGGGUCAUUUUGACAGAAUUAGCCUCAAAGACCAGCCGCAUAGAGUUUUUGGAUCCCGUCAACAAAGAGGUUCGGUUCCUUCGAAAGUGGAAUAUUCCGUACAGUUGCUUGUUGGGGAUACCCUAUGGCGCCACGCUGACGCUAGACCACGAGGGGAAAUGGCGCCGUUGUCGGCGGUUGAAUAUAGAUGCGUUUGUUGCGGAAACACUAGCGGAAUUACGCCGUCAAGGGGUAGACAUGGGCAGUGAGGACGAGGAGAGUGAGGAUGAAGGUGCUCCAUUGGUUCCGACUGGUUCCCAGGGCUCGCAGAAGCUACAGACGGAUGAUGUUAUAAGCAUGAAGAGCGACAAAGUUUCUCUAAGGGAGUUGAUCAUUGGUCUUUGUAAGGGCAGUGGUACUUUCCGGCGACGUACAGCCUUUAGUCAAGAAAAGUACAUACGGAAGAAGCUGGACCGCCAUGUGUUGCAGGUCGGUAUUAAAAAGUGCGAUUCGCAAAACAUUUGGGACGCGUACGCCUCCGCCUGGAAAUUAGGAGGUCUAGACUCACAUUACGCCGGAUACCUCCUUAACCAAGCGAAUAUUACAGCAGGUCAGAACGUUCUCGUCUUUGACCAUUCACUUGGCUUCCUCACCGCCUGCGUCCUCGAUCGUCUUGGCACGUUGGGCAAACUUAUUUUCGCCGCGGAGUUUCGAGGAGCCAGCUCUCAUAUCAUGAAGCAGACGAACUUGACAACGGAAAUCAAGUCGUGCUACCGGGAAAUACCUUUUGAUGUUUUAAUCGAAGGCUGUCGCCGUGGUUUCAACGACGAGAAGUUGCGUGAGGAUUUUCGAGGUUUUUUCUAUGGAGCGGAGAAUCUGGAGAAGAGUCUGGAGAAACCGGAGUUAAGUGAGUAUCAUCUGGAUCGCGUCCGAUUGGCCAUUCAGCGGAGGGAUUUGCGUCUGGCGAAUCGGUUGGCAUGUUAUAAGAUGGUUGAGAAGCAACAAAUAGAUUCGUGUGUGGCAGUUCUGGAUUGUAGUCGGCUUCCUGCUAGCAAUCCAAUCCUUACGGCGAACACACUUUCCGAUAUUUAUCAAAUUGCUGAGAAAACCUUGAAGCCAGGUGGUCGUCUCGUAAUAUUCCAUACCAACAUGCAACCUUUGUCUGAUCUCUACGCACACAUCAAGGCCAGAAAACACACCUGGACUAACUGCAGCUUCAGUGAGAUCUGCUCCAGAUCCAUAUGCUUCCUCCCUCAAAGGAGCCACCCACAAAUGGACAACUCCAUCCGACUGGUAGAAGGCUUCAUCCUCUGUGCUUCAAAAAUGGUACUCACUGAAAUCAACCCAACACCUCUUGACGGUCACGAACCACCUAGUGGGCAAGAGCCUCCCUCUAAAAAGCAAAAGAACGAAGACUGCUAA
Molecule: messenger RNA, 1467 nt
Organism: Gregarina niphandrodes
Lineage: Eukaryota; Apicomplexa; Conoidasida; Eugregarinorida; Gregarinidae
Product: eukaryotic initiation factor 3 gamma subunit
Exons: 3
Coding region: 1-1467 (488 amino acids)
Biological process (GO): tRNA methylation
Cellular component (GO): nucleus; tRNA (m1A) methyltransferase complex
Source: RefSeq, a predicted model, not a curated record